Pseudoliparis swirei is the source of this 4106-nucleotide messenger RNA. RefSeq names its product transmembrane protein 125. Bases 2087 to 2770 code for a protein of 227 amino acids. The record is from RefSeq and is a predicted model, not a curated record. NCBI's taxonomy places the organism in Eukaryota, Metazoa, Chordata, Actinopteri, Perciformes, Liparidae. The transcript is spliced from 3 exons.
CCUCCAUCACGCUGCCCUGGACACUUUAAUCCGAACAGGGUGAAAGGCACGCGGCCAUCUGCGACGAUGAUUGGCGGGAUUGGGAUUUGUCAACCCGGUGGAGGACACGAGGUGGGAAAUUAGGAUUUAAAAACGAUACCCAGACGGCCGCGCGCAGGUUUUCCCCUCGUGAUCCUUGACACGGCGGGGACGGUGACACUGACUCGGCCAUUGUCUCCUCUCUGUUUCCGGACACAGCGAGCCUCCGCUGGGUGCCCCUCGCUGUCCAUUGUGAUUGUAGAGAAGAGAAGUCUGGAGAAAAAAGGGCCCAUUCAGCAUAAUUUCUCAUUGCCAACCCCCGAUUUUGCAAACCCACGAACCGGAGGGAAGUAUCAGCACCAUCGCUGUCACCCAAGCCUGUCUCCUCACCUCUAAACCACUUAUCCCUAUCACUCUCCCUCACCCCCUUUCCUCUCUCCAGCCCCCCCCCCAAGCUUCAGCCUGAGCCUCUGUCCCAUCGGAGUCCCCAGAUGACAGCUCAGAAACAUCCGUUACCCUCCCGCUCCACACAAGCCUUCUUCUUUCCUCUCCCUCCAGCCCCUGUGGCGGCGCUUGGCACCAACGGCCAUCACAUAGACAGAUGGAGCCAACCCUGACCCCUCUCCUGGCCCGCGGGGACGCCAAGAGAAUCAACGCCUGACUAGUAGGACAGGGGGGGGGAGACAGGAAGAAGAGAGGAAGAGCCACGGCAACACAUCGCCCAGUCUCCCGUGGACUUCCCUUCAGCUCAACCCUUCGCAGCAGGAAUUUAAAAAGCACCCCCAAAUUGUGGCCUGACAUAUUGUUCGUUUGAUUAUUUGGCCCGAGACAACAACCGGCUCCAUGUUCGUGUGGACGGAAGAUGUAAACAUUGGCGACAUCCUAAAUAUAGCAACGGUGAUUUCAAAGAAACAGGAAACCACAAGAAGACAGCUCCCAAAAUAAAAAAGAAGCCCACCACUCCUCAGUCGAAGUUGUUUUUCAAGUUUCACACUUUUCUUUUCCAUAUGACAAUUUUUUCUGCUUCCCACACUUGGAAUAAAGCAGAAGAAGCAAUUCCAUGAGAGCAAUGAGGAGAUGCACGUGGGACUCCAAUUAGAGCGUCCUUGGGGUGCUCAUGCAUACCUUUGCUUACUCGUCACCACCAUUGACUUUGUGUCAAGGCGUUUUCAGUUUCCAUAAGCAAGAUUCUGGAUGUUGUUGCCGACUUCUAAGCGUGUUCUGCUGACCGGCAUUAGUAUAUGAUGCCAUACAAUACACUUUUUUUCUUCAAAGAACCACGCAUCAGCAAUACAAUGAGACACUAAAAGGCCAGUGGAAGGAUUUCAGCAGGCCGACAUAACAGAAGGGGGAAUACCGGAGUCCCAAUGCUUCCCAGGUGACUGCUGCCGGCCUGCGAAGAAAAAAAAACAGACUGGAAAUUCCGCGGAUGAUUGGAUUCUCUGGACUUUGGAUGUCGAAGCUGUCGGGAGGAUCCGGAUCCACUUCUGGAUCCAUUUAGUGUGCCAGCUGUACGGAUUUCCAUUCACACAGGACCAAGAGACCUAAACUGAUGUUGUGGAACCUUUGAAUACAGACAAGGACUGAUACCCCCCCAAAAAGUACAAUACACUACAUAUGCCACCAACUCCGUCCACCGUUGUCAGGGUACAACACAGGAUUGUAAAACUUGUGUGAUUUGGUUCCUGGCACAUUCGUGGUGGCUGUUAGUGGGCGACAUAAGAACUGACAGGACUGUUCUGGGGUGAUCCUCUCUUCUCCCUGGUGGCUGUUGUUGGACGACAUAAGAACUGAAAGGAUUGUUCUGGGGUGAUCCUCUCUUCUCCCUGGUGGCUGUUGUUGGACGACAUAAGAACUGACAGGAUUGUUCUGGGGUGAUCCUCUCUUCUUUGUGGUGGCUGUUGUUGGACGACAUAAGAACUGACAGGAUUGUUCUGGGGUGAUCCUCUCUUCUCCCUGGUGGCUGUUGUUGGACGACAUAAGAACUGACAGCAUUGUUCUGGGGUGAUCCUCUCUUCUCCGUGGUGGUUCUGGCGACCUCAUUCGGCAGGCCGGUAGUGGCAUCAGGAUGCCCGAACUGGAAAACGUCGCUCCCUUGAGGAGUCCUUGGGGCUCCGAGCCGGCGGACCCGCGACGCAUUCAGCACAGCAUCCUGGAGGAACACGUGGAGCUGUGGUGGUUCAGAGAUCCCGGGAAGUCUCUGCUCUGCUACUGCGUGGCCGUGCUCCUGAUCCUGGGCUGCGGACUGGGCGGGGUCGGCCUUCUCUCCACCACCACCAGCGUCUCGAGCGAAUGGCGGCUGGGCGUAGGGACCACCCUCUGCCUGCUGGCCUUGGGGGUCCUGCUCAAACAACUGCUCAGCUCGGCCGUGCAGGACAUGAAUUGCGUUCGCAGCCGGCGGCAGAUCAACGUGUUGAAAAGCGGCGGUUUAUCCGACCUGCUCGUGGUUUUGAUCACGGGGUUGUCGCUGGUGAUUUGCGGAGGGGUUCUGCUCCGCCUGGCGCUGGCCAACCACAUGCCGAAGCCCGGCCAAGCCCUCAAUGACAUGUAUAUUUCUGGAGUGGUUUUGCUCGCCGGAGGCGGGGCCGCGGUCGCGGGUGUCGGGAUAUACUCCGUCGUGGUCGUCCUGCUCGAGAGGACGAGGCACGGGCGAAGGUUGAUGGACCGGGUUUUGAGCAUCUUCACCGUUUCUGGACACAUGGACCGGCAGGCUCGCCGAGAGACGAACUCCAGCCUGGCUAAUCUCAUAUGAGACGUGACCACAUGAAGACUGCGAGAACAUUUAAGACUCAACUGAAUCAUAUUACAAGAAUAACGAUAAAAAACAAGAUUCAAACCAUUCAUGCUUCAGCUUUGUGAGAAAAUUAUCUGAUUUUGAAAUGUUUUCUUGUCUCACAGCCAGGGUGAAAGGAGGUUGAACAGUGAACAUGGCUGUGAGGAAAAUGUCCCAAUUUACUUUUCAUUUAUUAUUAUCGGUUAUUAAUUCCUGACGCUGCGGCAUUUAUUUUCCACACGAAUGGCCUUUUAUUCAAGUUCUGUAACUCUUAUUAUUAUUAGGCUAAUGUAUCUUGCCAUUCACAUUAGACACAUGCUAACUUGUUUGUUGCCUGUGAAAAAUAAGUUUGGAAGAAGUUCAUACUCAAGUGGUAUUUAAGGAUAUUCAGAAUUGAAAAGCAAAUAUCGUUAUCGGAUUGGUGCAGCAACAGAAAGGCCUGUGGUGUGAGCAGAGCAUCCAAUAAAAUGGUCAUUUGGUUUAUGUAAAGCUCUUCUACACAUUGGUGUUCAUACCACAGAAGAAGAGACGGAAACACAAGUUCAACACGAGAGAACGAGUCGAGGGAUCAUCUUCAUAUUGGACUGUCACACAUUUAUGAUCUGUUAUUAAUACACACAGAGAAAUGAAGGUGGCAUCUGGAACAAAAAAUCGUUCUUCAGAGAGAUGCCAUAGAUAGAAGAACCAUUUCUGGUUCCACAAAGAACCUUUCAAACCAGGGUUCUUUAAAGAACCAUUUCCUUAAAUAGUUCUCCAAAGAACCUAUAAAGGUGUCUCAAAGAACCUUCAAAAAAUGGUUCUUCAAGGAACCGUUUCUGGUUCCACAAAGAACCUUUCAAACCAUGGUUAGAACCAUUUGCUUAAGGAGUUCUUCAAAGAACCUAUAAAGAUGUCUCAAAGAACCUUUAAAAAAGUAUUCUUUAAGGCACCUUUUCUGGUUCCACAAAGAGCCUUUCAAACCAGGGUUCUUUAAAGAACCAUUUCCUUAAAGAGUUCUUCAAAGAACCUAUAAAGAUGACUCAAAGAACCUUAAAAAAUGGUUCUUUAAGGCACCUUUUCUGGUUCCACAAAGAACCUUUCAAACCAGGGUUCUUUAAAGAACCAUUUCCUUAAAUAACCUAUAAUGGUGCCUCAAACGAAAGAGUGGUUCUUCAGGAGGUGAUGGUUCUUCGUAGAACCACAAAGCCUUUUAAAGAACCAUUUAAGAACCGUUAUUUUUCUGUGUGUCGUCGUUGUCAGGUAGAACAGCUUCAAGGCUGCAGAAUGAGUGAAUGAGUGAUAGAUGAGACAACUUCAAUAAAUAUUAAAAUGAUAA